Messenger RNA from Drosophila ananassae, 2187 nucleotides. Its product is annotated as protein HOS4-like. The record is from RefSeq and is a predicted model, not a curated record. The transcript has a single exon. Gene Ontology annotation, molecular function: protein binding. Bases 606 to 1823 code for a protein of 405 amino acids. NCBI's taxonomy places the organism in Eukaryota, Metazoa, Arthropoda, Insecta, Diptera, Drosophilidae.
UUCAAUUGCUGACAACAAAGCCCGUUAUGUACGUUUGCAAUGUUGAAGAUACAAAUGUUAUAACUGGCAAUGAAUUAUCUAAAAAGGUAGAGAGAAUGGCGGAGGAAAAUAAAAGUAAAUUUUAUUGUAUUUCAGCAAAACUCGAAGCAGAUAUUGCAAAUCUUGAUAGUGAAGAGGAAAAACAGAGUUUUUUAUCGGAAUUUGGCUUACAAGAAUCAGGCCUUGAUGGAGUAGCGCGUAUUAUGUAUGAAGUGCUGAGUAUGAUAACUUUCUUUACUGUGGGCCCCAAAGAAGCACGGGCAUGGCCAGUAAAAAUAGGGUCAACAGCCGAUAAAGCAGCAGGUGUAAUCCACACUGAUUUUGAGAAAGGCUUUAUAAAAGCAGAGACAAUAAGCUUUGCAGACUACAUAAAGUAUGGAAGUGAAUCAGCUUGCAAAGACGCAGGAAAAAUUCGCUUUGAAGGCAGAGAUUAUAUCAUGCAAGAUGGUGAUAUAAUGCACUUUAGGUUUAAUGUGUAGUAAUUUAUCCUUUCUAUUGGUUUUUUAUCUAAGGCAUUUUUUACUGUAGAUUAAUCAUUUGAUUAUAGUAUCAUUUUAAUUAAGCUUAUGCUUGGGAUAUUUAUGAAAAAUAUUUUAUAUUUUAUAUUAUUAGCUGUUGUAUUCGGAUCACUGAGCCUAUUUGCUGUAGAGCAAUUUGAAGAAAAGAAAAUUGAAUCAGUUCAUAAAAACGAAAAUGUAGGUGUAAGGAAGCAAGAUAGCACAAAUCAAAAAGAUGAGUUAAAAAGCAACGUCGAUGCUAAACAAACACAAGAGGCUGAGAGCAAAAGAUUAGACGACACUACCGAUAAAGAGAAGCUGCAACACAACGAGAAUAAAGCUUCCGUGGUUGAAAAAACUACAAGUGAAGGUGAAAGGAUUGAUAAAGGUUUGCCAAAUGACCAGCUAGAAGGAAGCACAGACAAAUUUGCUCAAAAUUUACCAAAUGUGGUCAAUAAAGAAGUGAAUAAAGAUUUGAAACCAGAGCCUUUGCCUUUAAGUGCUGAUUUAAAUGAGAAUACAGCUAACCCGCAAAAAAAUCUACAAGCUGAUCAGAAGAUUGAUAUAAAAGAUAAUGAACUUUCAAAAAGUGAUGCGAGUCAAUUAUUAGAGGGAAAAAAAGAAAAAGUAGAGAAUCAGUCUGAAGAAAAAAAAGUGAAAGAAACAAACAGUAAUUCCAAGGACCGCAAUAGAGUAAAACCUAUAACUAAAAAAGAUGAAGAAGAGCAAAGUGAAAAGAAAAGUUUACAAAAAUGGACAAAGCUAAACAGAGAACCAAUAAAAGAAUGGGGUCAUAAAGACAUACAAAGCAAGUCAAUAUAUAAACGACAAUAUGAUAGCCUUAAUGAGCAUCUUCCUACAACUGUGUUUAUUGAUGAUUACAGUAAGCAAUUUUUUUACUGCAUUAAGAAGAACAACUUAACUUGCUUAAGAGGAGUAAUAAGUAAGCUAGAAAAAAUUGGAUUAACAAUUCAAGAGAUACUAAGGUUUAGAAAUAAAUUGGGUGAUACUCCUCUCAUUUAUUCAGUUAAACAAGGUGAGGUAGACAUAGUGCGCUUUCUCUUAUUACAAGGUGCUGAUCUUAGAGUAGUUAAUAAUAAUUUUCAAUCCCCAAUUGAUAUAGCAAUCGAAAGAAAGCAGGUCAAGAUAAUAAAUGCGAUUGCCGAAAUGAUGCCACACCUUUUGGAGGAUAGAAAAAUAGACAAUAAAGAAAGCUCAGCAAUGUACGAUUGGGCUGUGAAAACGAAAGAAAACAAUGAGUUGCAGUGUGAUAAGCAAGAUGAUUAGAUUUUUGAUAUUAAUUUUAGUUGGUCAUUUAUGUUAUGGAAACGAAACAAAUGAUGAAAAAAAUCAGAUUAGUGAUUUUUUAAACGCUCUGCAUGAUGUAAAAUACGUAUCUUACAGUAAAAAAGACUUUGCUGAAUUUUUGGUGCAGUGCCACAAAGAGGGCGUGCCAGAAGAUUUUAAGAAAGGUUUUGGUUCUAACUUAAAUGGAGCUAAUUUUAACCAACUGUACCUAAGUAAAUCUGUUUUUGAUGGAGUAAGUCUGAUUGGUGCCGAUUUUUCUAACACCGAUUUAUCCGAUGUGUCUUUCAUUGAUGUUGAUUUACGUGGUGCUAAUUUUUCCAAUGCUAAUUUACAUGGCAUUAAA